Cryphonectria parasitica EP155 is the source of this 474-nucleotide messenger RNA. RefSeq lists its product as uncharacterized. The transcript has a single exon. Gene Ontology annotation, biological process: proteolysis. NCBI's taxonomy places the organism in Eukaryota, Fungi, Ascomycota, Sordariomycetes, Diaporthales, Cryphonectriaceae. Gene Ontology annotation, molecular function: serine-type endopeptidase activity. The annotation marks the transcript as partial. The record is from RefSeq and is a predicted model, not a curated record.
CAAAUGGCGAAUCUGGUGUGCGCCAUCGACCCGCUGUGCCAGCUGUUUGUGGCCAAGAUUGCCGACGGCCACUACGGCUACUCGGCUGUGCGCGCGGCCGCGGCGGUGAACUGGGCCAUCAACAAGGGCGUGGACAUCAUCUCGAUGAGCUUCACGACGACCGAGAACGACGGCGCGUUCAAUGAGGCCGUGCGGCAGGCCAUGAAGAGUGGCAUCCUCGUCGUCUGCAGCCACCACGACGAGGGCGCGCGCAUCAGCACCGAGGUCUUCCCCGCCUGCCUUGGCGGCGACGGCCCCGGCCGCGAGAACACGAUGCUGCGCAUGGCCAGCUGCAACAUGUACGGUAAGCUGCAGCACGACUGGGACGACAACACUGCCGACGACGCCAACAAAAAGAACAACCAGUACGACUUUUGCAUCAACAGCCAGGACGUCGCCGUCGGCCCCAUCCCCUUCCUCGCCACCUCCACCGAG